Molecule: messenger RNA, 612 nt
Organism: Pseudocercospora fijiensis CIRAD86
Lineage: Eukaryota; Fungi; Ascomycota; Dothideomycetes; Mycosphaerellales; Mycosphaerellaceae
Exons: 2
Coding region: 1-612 (203 amino acids)
Biological process (GO): phosphatidylcholine biosynthetic process
Molecular function (GO): S-adenosylmethionine-dependent methyltransferase activity
Source: RefSeq, a predicted model, not a curated record
AUGGCGAGCAUUCUGAGUUACGUGGACCUCAGCCAGCCUACAUUCUGGAUAUCCGCAGCCUCCAUCAUCUUCAACCCCACCUUUUGGAACCUUGCAGCACGAUCCGAGUAUAGAAACAAAACCAUAACAAAACUCGCCGGCGGUAACCCACGGUAUGGCUGCUAUGCGCUUGCCGUCACGAUCUUCUCAAUCGGUCUGAUCCGGGACGCACUCUACGAAAGAGCCCUUCGAGCCCAACCCUCACAUCCCGCCCUCGAGGGCUUCCUCUCUCAAGGCUUCGCAGUCGGUUUGGUCGCUAGUGGGAAUGUUCUGGUCCUGAGCAGUAUGUGGGCACUCGGCGUGACGGGAACGUAUUUGGGAGAUUACUUUGGGAUUCUCAUGGACCAUAUUGUGACGGAAUUCCCUUUUAAUGUCACACGAAGUCCUAUGUACUACGGAAGCACGCUGAGUUUUGUGGGCACGGCGCUGUGGUAUGGAAAGCCUGCGGGUCUGGCGCUGAGUGGGCUGGUACUUUUCGUGUAUCAGAUUGCGUUGGCUUUUGAGGAUCCUUUCACCGCGGAGAUUUAUGCGAAGAGAGACAGAGAACAGAAGCCGGGAAAGAAGUCGAAGUAA